Ordospora pajunii is the source of this 1203-nucleotide messenger RNA. RefSeq names its product protein kinase. Gene Ontology annotation, molecular function: protein serine/threonine kinase activity; ATP binding. NCBI's taxonomy places the organism in Eukaryota, Fungi, Microsporidia, Ordosporidae. The record is from RefSeq and is a predicted model, not a curated record. The coding region runs from base 1 to 1203 and encodes 400 amino acids. Gene Ontology annotation, biological process: protein phosphorylation. The transcript has a single exon. Gene Ontology annotation, cellular component: cytoplasm; nucleus.
AUGCAUGAAAACGAGCAAGCAGACGAAUGCAAGCCUGUUGAGUGCGGAGAUGCAGACGGAUCUUCCGAAUUCAAGUAUUGCAGGAAAUGCACAAAAAGAAUAGCAUUGGCCGAUGAGGACUGCUGGAGAUGUGUUUUUUGCACACAAAGAUUUCAUGAGCGCUGUAAAUACAUGAUAUGCGAUGCAUGCAGUAUUGAGAUUGCAAUUAGAAGACAGAUGAUGUGGUGUGCACCACCGCUGAUUCAGCAGGACGACAGUCCAAAGAUAUCGAUAGAGGAUUUUGAAAUCAUAAGAGUGCUUGGAAGAGGAAGCUUUGGGAAGGUUGUGCUGGCAAAACACAGUGACUAUGAAGAGCCUCUGGCGAUCAAGAUCCUUCGGAAGGAAAAGUUUGUGAACACGAAGGACCUGAUGUUUCUUGAGGUUGAAAGAAACGUGCUUAGGAAAGUUUCGCUAUCGAGCAAUCCGUUUCUGAUAAGCAUGAAGUUCUGGUUCCAGGACGCAGAGAAUGUAUUCCUUGUGAUGGAGUAUCUUUCUGGCGGGGACCUACUGCACCAUGUAAUGAAUAACUCGUUCUGCAAAGAGCAGAUCAAGCAGUAUGCAUCCGAAGUGCUGCUGGCGAUUGAGUUUUUGCACAAGGAAGGGAUAAUAUUCAGAGACCUGAAGCUUGAAAACAUCAUGCUUUCUGGAGACGGGCACAUUAAGCUUGUUGACUUUGGGCUGUGCAAGGAAAACAUAGGCCCGUUUGGCACAACGUUUACAUACUGCGGGACUCUUGACACUCUUGCGCCUGAAGUGAUUGCAGGCGAAGGAUACACUAAGGACUCAGACUGGUGGUCGUAUGGUGUGGUUCUGUAUGAGCUGUAUGAGAAGGAUCCGCCAUUCCACGGAUCUACAAACGGAGAAAUAUGCAGCUCGAUCAUGAAUGCAAGCCACUGCUACGAUAGAAUCGAUGAUGGCAUGGUGAGAGCAUUGAUAGACCGCUUGCUUGAAAAGAAUCCUGCAAAGAGAAUAGGGCAUGGCGAGGCCGAUGCCAAUGACAUAAAGGCCCAUGAAUACUUCCACGGUGUUGACUGGGAAAGUGUUGUUAACAAGCGAGCUAAGCCUUUGUUUAUUCCUGGCGAUUUGGAAUCCAACUUUGACACCGAGCUCUCGAAGGAAUCAACCAUAUUGCGAGGAUCGACUGCAGGCAAGAAGAACAGAUAG